This is a messenger RNA of Pipistrellus kuhlii (Kuhl's pipistrelle), 980 nucleotides long. It is a transcript of the gene PEMT, whose product is annotated as phosphatidylethanolamine N-methyltransferase. Gene Ontology annotation, molecular function: phosphatidylethanolamine N-methyltransferase activity. The record is from RefSeq and is a predicted model, not a curated record. The coding region runs from base 113 to 790 and encodes 225 amino acids. The transcript has 7 exons. Lineage: Eukaryota; Metazoa; Chordata; Mammalia; Chiroptera; Vespertilionidae. Gene Ontology annotation, biological process: phosphatidylcholine biosynthetic process.
CGGCGCUUCCCGGGCGCAAUGGGGCCGGUCCUGGGGCAGGUGGUUGCGAGGCCCCCGCGCGGUCCCUCCAGAGGCGGUCCCCAGGGCAGAGGAUCUGCCGGGAGCAGAGCCUAUGAGCAGGCCGGUGGCGGGGCCCGACUGCUGCGGAGGCCUGGGCAACAUCGACUUCAGGCAGGCAGACCUCUGCGUGAUGACCCGAUUGCUGGGCUACGUGGACCCCUGGGAGCCCUGCUUUGUGGCCGCCGUCCUUGCCAUCGUCUUCAACCCGCUCUUCUGGAAUGUGGUGGCCAGAUGGGAACAGAGGACGCGGAAGCUGAGCGGAGCCCUGGGCUCCCCCCACGUGGCUUGCUAUGCGCUGGGCGGGGUCAUCCUGCUCCUGAACGCCCUGCGCUCGCACUGGUUCACUCAGGCCAUGCGGAACCAGCCCCGGAUGGACAGCCUGGACACGCCCACGGCCUACCAGGCCGGCCUCGUGCUGCUGGGCGCGGGCAGCCUGCUGGUGCUCUCCAGCUUCGCCGCCCUGGGCUUCACCGGGACCUUCCUGGGUGACUACUUCGGGAUCCUCAAGGAGGCCAGAGUGACCAAGUUCCCGUUCAACGUCCUGGACAACCCCAUGUACUGGGGCAGCACGGCCAACUACCUGGGCUGGGCCGUCAUGCACGCCAGCCCCGCCGGCCUGCUGCUGACGGGCGUGGUGGCCCUCGUCUACAAGGCUGCCACCCUGUACGAGGAGCCCUUCACCGCUGAGAUCUACCGGCAGAAAGCCGCCCAGGCCCGCAAGCACCGCUGACGGCUGACGGCGCCUCCCGCCCACCGCCUCCGGCCUGCGUCACGGCGGCGGGCCUGCCCGCUGCUCCCGCGCUGCUGGCGGGGCCUCCGGUGCCUUGGAAACCGCUGCGUGGGCCCUCGGACUGCUGCUGUGCGGCCACUGGGCCGCCCGACGGCCGCCAUGUUUAACGCCCCAAUAAAGGCCCUGACCC